AGACGACUCACACUCUCAGACUGAGAGAGCGAAAGCAAAAGAGAAGAUGGCAUCGCCUACAGCAAGGAUCACGUUCCGGGUAGUAAUGGUAGCUCUGGCUGUUCUUGUCCUCUUCUACAUGGGUCGUCCUCUCUACUGGAAAGUCUCUGCCACCAUCCACGAGAUCCGUGAAAACAGACAGACCGUCAAGCAAGGUCUGUCGCAGAUUGUGUUGGAAGCCCAGAGAACUGUGGGGUGGUACCACGACGAGUCGGAUUCGGGUGUAAGAGAUGAUCGGGUCGGGAAGAAGGUGGCCACGACCCGAAGGUUGCUGUUUAAUCAGCCCUUUACUCCAAUCACUGCUUGAGGUUUGAUCACGUCAGUUGUGACACUGUGGGGUUGUUCAGAACUUUAGAUCUGAUGGUUAAUUCACUAUAUAUUGUGAGAAAUGAAAUGCUUGGUUCCUGAAGCUAGUAAUUGCUAGAAAGACUUGAACAACUGCAAUGCCGAUUAAUUGUAGUGUUGUUGAUAUAUAUCUAGAAAUGCAAUGACUGUUUUG
Fragaria vesca subsp. vesca is the source of this 538-nucleotide messenger RNA. RefSeq lists its product as uncharacterized. The coding region runs from base 47 to 346 and encodes 99 amino acids. NCBI's taxonomy places the organism in Eukaryota, Viridiplantae, Streptophyta, Magnoliopsida, Rosales, Rosaceae. The record is from RefSeq and is a predicted model, not a curated record. The transcript is spliced from 2 exons.